ACCAUAGGGCUUGGCUUAGAGAAGAUGAUAAAGAGAGGAAACAAGCUGCCUAUCCAAGUGGCUGAAGGGAAGAAAAGACCUGAUGUCCCACUUCAAGCAGCGAAGCUGGCAUCAGAAACUGGUGUAGCUCUUAGAGACAAGCUGCCUAUCUACAAAUCUUGGAAGCUUUAUGAAAAAGAUGGGGGGCCAGUAGAAGUACAAAAAGUGCUUGAUAAAGUGGCGAAUAGGUUGGAUGUGGAUGUUAAGAAUGAUGGACCAAGCAAAUCUGCAUGCACUGAUAUCAUUAAGAAGGGAGUAAAGCAGCAGAGGUAUCACCUAAAAAGGAAGUACUUCGACGAGUCCCUGACAAUGGAACAGCUGUUGGCCAAAGAACCUCCACCUAAAAUGAAGAAAGAGGAGUGGAUCCAGCUCGUAAAGUACUGGUGCCUGUGA
This is a messenger RNA of Panicum hallii, 432 nucleotides long. RefSeq lists its product as uncharacterized. The coding region runs from base 25 to 432 and encodes 135 amino acids. The record is from RefSeq and is a predicted model, not a curated record. NCBI's taxonomy places the organism in Eukaryota, Viridiplantae, Streptophyta, Magnoliopsida, Poales, Poaceae. The transcript is spliced from 2 exons.